Messenger RNA from Capsicum annuum, 2708 nucleotides. RefSeq names its product protein DETOXIFICATION 40. NCBI's taxonomy places the organism in Eukaryota, Viridiplantae, Streptophyta, Magnoliopsida, Solanales, Solanaceae. The coding region runs from base 658 to 2175 and encodes 505 amino acids. Gene Ontology annotation, biological process: xenobiotic detoxification by transmembrane export across the plasma membrane. Gene Ontology annotation, molecular function: antiporter activity; xenobiotic transmembrane transporter activity. The transcript has 7 exons. Gene Ontology annotation, cellular component: membrane. The record is from RefSeq and is a predicted model, not a curated record.
AUGCACUCUAUCAAAUAAUCCCUAAAAACCAUACAAUAUAACACAAUAUCAUAUAAUAUCAUACAUUAUGAAAUCGUUCGAAACAAACAUCCAAACAGAAGUGUCGGGUAGGAGCAACAUAGUUCACUCAGACCUCAUUCUACAAAAAGUUGUACUCUUUCUAUGUUCACUUUUCACAUUUUAGUUGUAUUCAUAAAAAUUCUAUUUCCGCCACUGAAGAUCCAGACUAUUAUUGAUAUGUUUCAAAAUUUUUAUUUUUUUCAUUUCAUAAUAAUUCAAUUAUUGAAAUAUUUUUUAGUGUUCAAAAUAAUUAGUUUGUUACUUUUCAAGAUAGAUAUUAAAUUUUUUUUUUAAUUUUAUUUCUCAUUAAUUAAAUUUUCAAGUUUGAGUUUCAAGAAAAGUUAGUAUGAUUAUUAUUAAGUUUUUAGAGUUUAAAAAGGAUAAAAAUAAAAAAAUAUAAUUAAUUUAUAUAUAUUUUUAUUUUUAAUAUGUGUGUCAAAUUUUAAUAAUUCAAUUAUCGUGGAAUCGGGCAGUAAUAAUCUACAUAAGCACUGACGUUUGUUUGUUUUGUUUCCUCUAUAUGUAUCUAUACUCACUAUUACUACUACAUUACAAGAUUCUCCCAUCUUUCUCUUCAUUCUCCAGUCGCCGGAAUCAAUGGCUUCUCUGGUAGACGACAUUUACGAGCCAUUUCUAUCGCCUCAAUUAUCCGAAACUCACAAUAUCGAAUCGAGCAACGAGCUUGAAAGUGUUCUUGUAAAUCCUGAAAUAACUCUAUGGAAUAAACUCCGGUUAGCUACAUGGAUCGAAAUGAAGCUCCUCUUCUACCUCGCUGCUCCGGCAGUUAUGGUUUACAUGAUUAAUUAUUUCAUGUCUAUGUCGACUCAGAUAUUCUCCGGUCAUCUGGGUAACCUUGAGCUUGCUGCUGCAUCACUUGGAAAUACAGGGAUUCAAGUUUUUGCUUAUGGGCUUAUGUUGGGCAUGGGAAGUGCAGUAGAAACACUAUGUGGGCAAGCAUUUGGAGCAAAGAAAUACGACAUGUUAGGAGUUUAUCUUCAAAGAUCAGCAGUCCUGUUAACUUUAACAGGAAUUUUACUUACGGUUGCAUACAUUUUUUGCAAACCAAUUCUACUCUUUUUAGGCCAAACUGAGCGAAUCGCAGCAGCAGCAUCAGUAUUUGUGUACGGUUUGAUCCCUCAGAUAUUUGCGUACGCUAUCAAUUUCCCAAUCCAGAAGUUCCUUCAAGCGCAGAGCAUUGUAGCACCUAGCGCGUACAUUUCCGCAGCUACAUUAGUGUUGCAUUUGGUACUUAGCUGGGUGGCGGUAUAUAAGAUCGGACUAGGGCUACUAGGUGCAUCGCUCGUGUUGAGUAUGUCAUGGUGGAUAAUUGUUAUAGGACAAUUUGUGUACAUUGUGAAAACUGAAAAGUGUAAACAGACAUGGAAAGGGUUUAGUUUACGGGCAUUUUCUGGCCUACCGGAGUUCUUCAAGUUAUCGGCAGCCUCAGCAGUGAUGUUGUGCUUGGAGACAUGGUAUUUUCAGAUUGUGGUUUUGCUUGCUGGUUUGCUUGAAAAUCCUGAGUUGGCUUUGGAUGCCCUUUCUAUUUGCAUGACAAUCUCUGGUUGGGUCUUCAUGAUAUCAGUUGGAUUCAAUGCAGCAGCAAGUGUGAGAGUGAGCAAUGAACUAGGAGCAAGACAUCCAAAAUCAGCAGCUUUUUCUGUUGUCGUGGUUACAUCGUGGUCUUUCAUUCUCUCAGUCAUUGCUGCAGUCAUCAUUCUUGCAUUGCGUCAUCUCAUCAGUUAUGCCUUCACUGAAGGUGAAGUUGUGGCUGAAGCUGUCUCGGAUCUUUGUCCAUUGCUUGCGUUUUCCCUCAUACUCAAUGGAAUUCAGCCUGUCUUGUCAGGUGUGGCCGUUGGCUGUGGAUGGCAAACCUUCGUGGCCUAUGUCAAUGUAGGCUGCUAUUACGUUGUCGGAGUUCCAUUGGGUGCUCUUCUCGGCUUUUACUUCAAACUUGGCGCUAAGGGUAUAUGGUCGGGAAUGCUCGGAGGGACUGUGAUGCAAACAAUCAUUUUAAUAUGGAUCACUGCUCGAACUGAUUGGAAUAAAGAGGUGGAAUCAGCUCAGAGUAGGUUGAAAAAGUGGGAUGAUAAGAAAGAAUCAAUUCUAGAGGAAUAGAUAAAUUUUGGAUGGACAAAAAGGAGGUUCAUGCCAAGAGGUUUCUCUAUGUUCUCUCACAAAUGAGGUUUCAACAAAGCAAAUAAUGCAGGACUAAUACCAUUUUUGAAAUGAAGAUGACCAAGAAUCAAGAUUAAUCAUGCAGGUGAUGUAGAAAAUGUUGUCAAGGUCCAAAAAGUAUUUAGAUUAUUAUUAUUGUUAUUAUUUUUUGGGUUUUGAGGAGGGGGUGUUGUGGAAGAAAUGAUGGUUUCUUUGGACUUAGGAAGAUAGUAUGUAUGUUGAAUAUUUGUACUACUGGAUGGGCCAAGAGAGACCCAAAACUAAAUUAGAUGGAAGAAAUAAUGGGAGGACCUCAAGCUAUUGUUGGGUAACGCCAAUAUUCUGUCUAUCGCAACACCCAAUUGAUGAGUAGAGGAUGGCCCGUGUUGAAGUCAUGAUCUAUCAUGGUACUCGUUUGAUAGGUUUGAUUACGAAAUAUAGUCGUGCUCUUGUUAUCAAUUAUAUAUUUGGGAAUGAUGAUUGACGAUUGCUCC